UGCGUUUACUGUCACUGAUCAGAUGAGUAGCCUAUGGAUGGAUGUAAUGAGGAUGUUACAUCACUUGCAGUGCAGCCAGACGCCAGCAGCAGCAUCCAGCUCGGAGGGAACGCGGCGCACAACCCCAGCUGGCCAUAUUGUACACCAGCUCCUCUCCGCAAAUCGGCUGCGUCACACCUAACAAAACAUAUAGCGGCGCUGUAGCAAUAAAAUCACCACAUCAGGAGGAAAAACGCUGUUUUCAAAACGCUACUCGGCUGAGCUGGUUGGUGUUUUUUCGUGCAGGGAAAAUGGUUAAACUGGGGAAUAAUUUCAGCGAGAAAAAUAACGGCAAGGUGGUUUCUGAAGACGGAUUUGACACCAUCCCUCUCAUCACACCACUAGAUGCCAGUCAGCUGCAGUUUCCUCCACCAGAUAAGGUGGUGGUGAAGACAAAGGCAGACUAUGAUGGUGAGAGCAAGAAGGGAAAGUUACGAUCUCCUAAAAUCGCAGAGUUCUCAAUAAGCAUCAUUGAAGGCGUAUCUGAGCGACUCAAGGUCACCUUGCUUGUGAUCUGUGCGCUGGCCUUCCUGGUGUGUGUGGUCUUCCUGGUCGUCUACAAGGUCUACCAGUACGAGCAGCCUUGCCCCGACAGCUUUGUUUACACGCAAGGUCGCUGCAUGCCGGCUGGGAUGUAUGGCAACUACCCCCCUCAGGGCCCUGGGGGCCGCGGGCGCCUCUUUACCCUCAUAAACCACUACAACAUAGCCAAGCAGACCAUCACCCGGUCAGUAUCACCAUGGAUGACCAUUAUGUCAGAGGAAAAGGUCACCCAGCAGGAGACGGAGACUGCCCAGAAACUGGCUUAACCAACCUGGGAUACUGGGAUCAGGAGGUGGCCUAACCUGCUGCUCAAAGAAAUAAUUAAAUAAUAUGGUUGUGCCAUUCAAGCAAACCUCAGAGUCCCGUGGCUUUUUGUGGGUGAAAAAUCAACUUCUCUUGCCUGAGGUGCUCUCCUGCCUUGUUGAUGUAGUUUGGUCAACUGAUGUGUACUAUAGCAGGAAAUCUGUGGAAAUUAGUUUUCAGCAAAGCAAGCGUUAACCGUUGGGUGGAUUCAUGGUUUGUUUGAAUCGCAUAUGUUGUUAUUUAUUUGCACUUAAAAACAGAGCGGCAAACGUGUAGAUAAAGUCACACGGAUACAAACACAGACACACACUCACUGUCUUUGUACAUACACAUAUGUAACAAAACUCUCUUUAGUACUCACAUUGUGAAAUGACUGCACCAUCUCGUGUCUGCGUCGCUUGUUUUAACGCACAUGCACGCACGACUCUAAACACAAUCCGUUUGCUUUGAGCUCACCCCCCCACAAAUACAUCAAGUACUGAUAGCGCAUGUCAGACCUCAUGAGGUCCAGCAAAUGGUACAUUUCUCACAAGGCGCCAAAGUUUGCAGCAUAUUUGCCACUGAGGUCAUCUGUGUCAAAAUAUUUUACUGUCAUGAUAUUGUGAAUAAAUGAGGCUUGACCUGGAGGAAGCCUUUUAACCAGCGAAAAAAUAACUAUUUUAAUCGUGUUGUUUUGUCACAGCCCAUAUUGCUCUCUGCAUAUACUGCUGUUAAGGAGUUUUAAGUACUCGAUGCAUUGUCUUUUUAACCAGCAUUAAUGAUUGUCUACAUUCAUUUAAACUACUUGUGAACACCAUGUGCUUUUCUUUGCUGGCCACUUAAUGGUUACUUUUCAUAGCAUACAUUUUAUGCUACUGUAUUGAAUGUUUUUGCAUUGCUAGUGAAGCCACAGUAUUGUGCAAUGCUUUGCAUUGAUUAAUGUCACCAUAGAUGGCUGUUGGUAGCCAGAUGCUAGACUUAGGUUGAUGUAAUGGAACAAUCUGACAGUAGUCGCUUGUACCGAUGCUUUCUUCUGUAUUUGUCAUUUAACUUAUUGAACUGUUACAAAUGAUGUACUUUUUUCAAACAAUGUAAGGAUUGCCAUUAAAGUGCAUUUGCUACAUAAAAAUGUUAAAAGAAAAACUGAAAUAAAGUGCCCACAUUUCACACCAACA
Sander lucioperca (pikeperch) is the source of this 2039-nucleotide messenger RNA. Its product is annotated as neuronal vesicle trafficking-associated protein 1. Gene Ontology annotation, cellular component: membrane; endosome. NCBI's taxonomy places the organism in Eukaryota, Metazoa, Chordata, Actinopteri, Perciformes, Percidae. Gene Ontology annotation, molecular function: clathrin light chain binding. Bases 291 to 848 code for a protein of 185 amino acids. The record is from RefSeq and is a predicted model, not a curated record. The transcript has 5 exons. Gene Ontology annotation, biological process: G protein-coupled dopamine receptor signaling pathway; endosomal transport; clathrin coat assembly.